Messenger RNA from Apiotrichum porosum, 1455 nucleotides. It is a transcript of the gene SET5, whose product is annotated as SET domain-containing protein 5. The transcript is spliced from 2 exons. The record is from RefSeq and is a predicted model, not a curated record. The coding region runs from base 1 to 1455 and encodes 484 amino acids. Lineage: Eukaryota; Fungi; Basidiomycota; Tremellomycetes; Trichosporonales; Trichosporonaceae. Gene Ontology annotation, molecular function: protein binding.
AUGCCCUCCUCGCCAGCAGAGGACGAGCUCGUUGGCGCCAUCAAGACUGUGCGUGACGCACACCCCGAGCACGGCAUCGCCAAGCUCUGGGCACAGCUCAAGGUCGACAACCCCGAAUGGACCGUCUCCGAGAAGCGUUUCCGCAAGGCGCUCGCCACGGCCGGCGGUACCGCGUCGGGAGCCGGUGCGACUGCUCCAGCAGAGAAGAAGAGCGGAAAGGGAAAGGCCAAGGGCAAGGGCAAGGCCGACGGUGCUGAGCUUGUUGCUCGGACAGGUCUCGACUCGACGCUGGACAUUGACAACAUUGCACCAAAAGUCAAGGCCAAGAUGUUUGGCGGUACCCGCGGCAAGGGUCUUGUGGCCAAGAGCACGAUUGAGGCUGGCGAAGUGCUGUGGCAGGAAGAGCCAUGGAUUGCUUGCCCCGAUCCUGCCCUUGCGCCGCACCUAGUGUCGAAGCGGUUCUGUGCCCACUGCCUUGGCGAGUUCUCCAAGCCCAACCCUCCCUUGUCGCUCGAGUGCCUCACCUGCACCCACGCCCACUUUUGCAACCGCCUGUGUCUCUCGCGUGCCCGCCCAUCCGCGUCUCACCACGACCUUUUGUGCCCCGGUGUCAACCCCCUGGCUGGCCAGCUGCAAUCGCUCAUUGCCGGUCGCGAGUGGCGUUCACUCGACGUUGUGGCCCGCAUCAUUGCCAAGUGGCGCUACGAGCGUGCUUGGGGCACCCAGGAUGCUGCCGACGAGAUUACACGGCGCGUGUGGGAGGGAAUUGCGCGCGUCAACAUGGCCACUCGCGAGAGCGAAAAAGCCGACUGGGCGACGCGCGCCGAUUUCACGACGCGUCAAUGGAAGCUCGCGCACGAGUCCAUCGUUACCGCCCUCAACCCGGAACCCUUCACGCUCGCAGCGCCCCGCUCCACGCGCGGUGCACGCAAGCAGCGUCCCCUGACCGACGAAGAAGUGUCCCGGUGGUUCUCGUACGAGUCCUUCCUCGAGCUGCUGGGCAUGGUCAACAUCAACCUCGAAGACUCGGGAGGCAUGUACGCGCUGCACGCGCACCUCAACCAUUCGUGCGAUCCAAACAUCCAGGUCCGCAACCUCCCCAGGGGCUUUGUGGGGCCUACCCAACUCCCGGCUCCCUUGCCAGCACGCAACCCGCCCGGCGUGAGGGGUACCCACAAGCUGACAAUGCUCGCCCGCAACACGAUCACGCCCGGCACCGAGCUGACAAUCUCGUACGUCAACCUCGAGCUCCCGCGCGACGUCCGUCGCCAGGCUCUCCGUGACGGCUACGGGUUCUGGUGCGAGUGUGUCCGUUGUGAAAAGGAACGUGUCGAGACCGAGGCUGCAGCGCAGCCAGCGGUGACCGCGACUGCCGACGUCGUGGACGACGUGACGGCCAAGAUGGACCAGUUGGCCGUGGACCAGGACGAGACGGCCGUCGAGGACAUGCUCUAA